AGGGAACGUCCACGAAAGCGGAACGUUCCGCACCCGGUUUCUGGUUUUCGCUCACCAGCCGAACCUCUUUGGGCGACGGCCCCGGCGACCCGGAGCGCUAAAGAGGGAGGACCGCAGAGGUUGUCUGAAGGCCGAGGCCAAGAUGGCGGCGCUGGCGGCUCCCAGCCUGCUCCGCCAGACCCUUGCUCUGCGCUCGGGCCUGAGUGCGGCCGUGCAGGCGCGGCACGUCCACGUGAGCUCAGCUACUGACAGCCCGAGCAGUGCCCAGCCCACCGUGUCCAAGGCCGGAGCCGUGGUCCCCAAACCCAGUGCCCUUCCCAGCAGCCGGGGCGAGUAUGUGGUGGCCAAGCUGGAUGACCUCAUCAACUGGGCCCGCCGGAGCUCCCUGUGGCCCAUGACCUUUGGCCUGGCCUGCUGCGCCGUGGAGAUGAUGCACAUGGCAGCGCCCCGCUACGACAUGGACCGCUUCGGCGUGGUCUUCCGGGCCAGCCCGCGCCAGUCCGACGUCAUGAUCGUGGCCGGGACCCUCACCAACAAGAUGGCCCCCGCGCUCCGCAAGGUCUACGACCAGAUGCCGGAGCCCCGCUACGUCGUGUCCAUGGGGAGCUGUGCCAACGGGGGCGGCUACUAUCACUACUCCUACUCCGUCGUGAGGGGCUGUGACCGUAUCGUGCCCGUGGACAUCUACGUCCCAGGCUGUCCCCCGACGGCCGAGGCCCUGCUCUACGGCAUCCUGCAGCUGCAGAAGAAGAUCAAGCGGGAGAAGAGGCUUCAGAUCUGGUACCGCCGGUAGCAGUGCUGACCGUCUCCAUCACCAUCCCCAUCACCAUCACCGUCCCCAGAUGGUCAAUAAACCCGAGAAGCCUGCCUAGA
Molecule: messenger RNA, 873 nt
Organism: Pteropus alecto (black flying fox)
Lineage: Eukaryota; Metazoa; Chordata; Mammalia; Chiroptera; Pteropodidae
Gene: NDUFS7
Product: NADH:ubiquinone oxidoreductase core subunit S7
Exons: 8
Coding region: 143-793 (216 amino acids)
Biological process (GO): electron transport coupled proton transport; mitochondrial respiratory chain complex I assembly; aerobic respiration
Molecular function (GO): quinone binding; NADH dehydrogenase (ubiquinone) activity; 4 iron, 4 sulfur cluster binding
Source: RefSeq, a predicted model, not a curated record